Messenger RNA from Acanthopagrus latus (yellowfin seabream), 3524 nucleotides. It is a transcript of the gene zbtb37, whose product is annotated as zinc finger and BTB domain containing 37. Gene Ontology annotation, biological process: regulation of transcription by RNA polymerase II. NCBI's taxonomy places the organism in Eukaryota, Metazoa, Chordata, Actinopteri, Spariformes, Sparidae. The record is from RefSeq and is a predicted model, not a curated record. Bases 703 to 2244 code for a protein of 513 amino acids. The transcript has 5 exons. Gene Ontology annotation, molecular function: DNA-binding transcription factor activity, RNA polymerase II-specific; RNA polymerase II cis-regulatory region sequence-specific DNA binding; protein binding.
UGUAGGACCUGCCGGACAUGUUCUGAGUCUGCGCACUGUGAACGCUCCGGGCUCAGCUCACCUGUGUGGCUGUGGGACAGGUGACCCAAACCCCUGAAACACCUGUGUCAUCAUCAGACUGAGGGGAAGAGCGCGUGAUGUGACGUCAGUGACGUCAUUAGUGAGCGCUGAAGCUCCACUUUAAGUUUUUUAAGAUGCAUGCCGGGUAGUGGAGUCUUCGUCGCGGGCGUUGGGCCUGCUCUCCUUCAGGCCCUGCACUACAUUUCCCAGCGUGCCCCGCGCGUUUCUUCCUUCCCUCCUUCCUUCCUGCAGCCUCGGCCCUUCUGCCGUGAAAAAGGAAGAUGAGAAGCAGCAGCAGCGGUCCACCGACACCGAACCGAGCCUGAACCGAGUCUGACUUCCAGCGGAAUGGCGGCAGAGCGGCUGCUGACGGACCGGAGGCCGAGCUCAGCUGCUGUUCAGCGGCCUUGAAACCGCCACGACCGCCGCUGGAGCAGCGGAGCCUGGAGGAGCGGCGGGUGGAGCUGCAGCCUGCCGGGCCGAGCCGUGCCGAACCGAGCCGAGCCGAGCUGAGCCGCCGUCAUCUCCCGCCCUGCUAACGAUGCUCAUCUAGCUUCAGGACCGAAGCUUCGACUGCACCGAACCCCGAAACCAGACCAGAUCUCCCCCUGCCCCCCCUUCAGUGUCCCUGCAGGCUGCAGCAUGGAGCGCUCCGGCAGCAUCCAGCUGGACAUCCCUGACUUCAGUAACUCGGUUCUGUCCCACCUGAACCAGCUGCGUGUUCAGGGCCGGCUCUGCGACAUUGUGGUCAACGUGCAGGGCCAAAGCUUCCGGGCCCACAAGGUGGUCCUCGCCGCCAGCUCGCCGUACUUCCGGGACCACAUGUCUCUGAGCCAGAUGAGCACCGUGUCUCUGACGGUGAUCCGCAACCCGACCGUGUUCGAGCAGCUGCUGUCCUUCUGCUACACGGGUCGGCUCUGCCUGCAGCUCGCCGACAUCAUUAGCUACCUGACGGCCGCCAGCUUCCUGCAGAUGCAGCACAUCAUCGACCGCUGCACGCAGAUUCUGGAGGGGAUCCACCUGAAGAUCAGCCUGGCCGACAUGGACGAGGAGCCCUCGGAGGAGGCGCGGGGCCCCAGAACCAACCGGACCCUGGAGGCCGUGGUGCGGGGAAGCGGUCAUGGCAGCCUACGGCUCCUCGGCGCCCGGGGAGGUGCUGAAGUGUGCGAGGCCGUCAGCCCCGCCGAGGAGCCGCUCAGCCCGCUGCCAACAGUGGAGCACAGCGGGCUGGAGGGGUCCGGAACCUCCGCCAGCAGGGCAGGCAAAGAACCGAUCCUUCGCAUCAACCGGGCCGGCCAGUGGUACGUAGAGACGAGCAGCGAGCCGGAGCGUACAGGCAGCGCUGAGGAGGGCAGCGGCAUGGACCGGGUCAGGAUCAAGACAGAGAGGAUGGAGGAGUGGAUCGGAGCAGGAGAGCACCACGAGGAGGGGGGGCCGGUGGAGGAGGGCGCCACCGUGAUGAUCGACACGUCAGGACGCAGCACGCUGGUGACGGGCCCAGUGGGACCGCUGGGGGGCCGCAGUGCCCAGCCGUCAUCCAGCUUCAGUGAAACAGACAGGUUCAGUCCUACCGGCAGCGUCGUCGUCUUGGCCGAGCGGCAGCGAGCAAAGAGCGAGUCUCCCAGCCGGGCGGACGAGCUGCGACAGCCGAGCUCACAGGGGGAGGAGCACGCAGCGUUCGACAUGGGUGGCUACGAGGACUACCUGAGGGAGCAGGUGGGAGACCGCUGGUUCCGCUACAACCCUCGACUCACCUGCAUCUACUGCUGCAAGUCCUUCAACCAGAAGGGCAGCCUGGACCGCCACAUGCGUCUGCACAUGGGCAUCACACCGUUCGUCUGCCGCAUCUGUGGGAAGAAAUACACCCGCAAGGACCAGCUGGAGUACCACAUCCGCAAGCACACCGGCAACAAGCCCUUCCACUGCCACGUCUGUGGCAAGAGCUUCCCCUUCCAGGCCAUCCUCAACCAGCACUUCCGCAAAAACCACCCGGGCUGCGCCCCCCAGGAGGCCCACAGCGCCUCCCCCGAGACCACCACCGCCUCCGUCACGUCCAGGGGAGGGCCGAGCGACGAGGCCUCCCCCAGCCAGGAGGAGCCGGAGGGCGGCGGCGGGAGCAGCAGCGGCGGAGGCCAGUACAGCGAGGGUCCUCAGGCCUCAGUCUCCACCACGGGGCCCGACUGACCCCCGGGGGCGGCAGGCGGGUCAGGUGGAGGUUGGGUGGGGGUUGACACACGCAGAGGGACGUCUGAUCCUGCUGCACCUGAAGCCAACAGGAAGCAGAAGUCACUAAAGUCAAAGCCGCAACAGAACCGACGCCUCAGAGUCUGAACUGAGAUUUUUUCCGCUUUAAACCGCAUCUACCUUCACAACCGAACAGAACCGAUUAAGCUAAAUGAAGAAUCGCCACACAGUCCAACACCUCACGCACCACGAUGCCGUGGUCUCGUCUGCCUCUGUCAGUUUAUGUUACAGAUUUCUACUUUUAUAUUUACAGGUGUUACAGGUUCACAAUGCAGCAUCACAACAGCCAAACAACUCCGUGCCAGUCGACAGUUCACAUCUGCCUCGAGACAAUCUGGAGCCGCUCGCCCGGCGCCGUGGCGGCAUCAUAGAUUUAGUUUGACAGGGUUUGGGUCAUUAAGGUUCAAUGAGAAAAAUAUGACUGUUAAAGGUCCAGUGUGAUCAGAGUUCAUCGCUUCCUGUUCUGACCUCUUGGUCCUGGUCCAAAAAGUUUACUGUAAAACAAGUAGAGCACACAGAAACCUUCAGACUGACGCGAUUAACGAUUCGCUUCGUUACUGAAAACUUCACAAGUUAACGUCUUAAACGACUUUUCAGCCGAGUCAUCGACUCGUCACACGAACAGACGAGUUUAAAUGUAAACAUUUAUUAAUCAGAAGUGACCCGACAUGUUGUACCGGACAGCACCGGUCAGAUGUAUCUGUGAUGAUGUCAAACAUCCACACGAUGUGAAAUAAAUUCAGCCGAAGAGUUUAAAGUUCAGUUUGUCGAAGCUGCUGAACAGAAGCUAACGAGCCAGACCUCCGUGAUCACUGACGUACUGAUACUUGUUGAUUAGAGAGUUCUGAGUGGAGAAACUGAUGUUUUCCAUCUGGAGUUAAUGAACAACGAUGUUUUUAUUGUAUUUUUGAUCAUUAAUAUUCAAACAUAAGGUCCACUUUCUCUGCCACAGAACCUGCUCAGGUGUCAUCGUGUGACCUGAGUCCAGACUUCAGUUGGGUCACAGCAGGUGGUCGUACGCGAGGGGACGGUACCGCCCGUCUCCUGAUGGCGGGCGGUCCAUCUGAAAGCUCGGCUGACUGAAUGGACGUGAAAGUGAAUGAGCUGUGAUCACACUGGAUUAGUUAAUCUGGCUGUAAAACGAGUGUAAAUUCUGCAGAUUAGCCUCGUCGAACUCCGUUUUGAGGAUCCGGUAGAUUAGAAAAGGACGUCUGACACCU